Molecule: messenger RNA, 1911 nt
Organism: Bombus pyrosoma
Lineage: Eukaryota; Metazoa; Arthropoda; Insecta; Hymenoptera; Apidae
Product: DNA repair protein RAD52 homolog
Exons: 6
Coding region: 447-1337 (296 amino acids)
Biological process (GO): mitotic recombination; double-strand break repair via single-strand annealing; double-strand break repair via homologous recombination
Cellular component (GO): nucleus
Source: RefSeq, a predicted model, not a curated record
AAGUUAUAUCGAGAAAUUCGGACUGUUAGUUUAUACGGCCUGCAAUAAAUAAUUUAAAGUUACAGCCCAAGUCUUGGGAAAGUUUUCGCGAAAAGUUGCCGAGAGUAAGAUAUUAAGAGAUUGUAUUAAGAAAUUCAAACUAUUAAUUUGGUACAGUAAUGAAUAAUUUAAAGCCAGUUUACAUGUCUUGUCUCUGUCUUCCGAAUCAUUUACCUCUCUUAUCUAGCCACACCUUUGGCGAAUAAUUAGAUAAUGUAUAAUUUUCCAUUCGCACGUAUAAUCUGUCAAUUUAAAUUUCGUUCUUGUUUUAUGCUGAAUGUUUCUAGAUACAAUCAUCGAAGCCAACUUCACGCAAUUAUACUAACAGCAAGUUUAAGCGAUAGCGUAACGGUAUCACAUAUCGCAAAAUUUUAAAUUCGUUUAACCGUUUGGAUAUAUCAUUACCCAUGAUUAACGCGAUUAAUUAUCCGUCUUGUAUAAAAAUUCCAUCUACAAAUUCACAACUGAAGAUGACAAAUACAUUACCACAACAAUUAGAUUUAGUGAAAGCACUAGCUCUUAAUAAUGAUUUGAUAUUAUUAGCAAAUCAAAUAUUUGGUGAAGGAAAAUGGAGUCAUAAUAUUACUAGCCAAACAAUAGAUUUUAUUGAAACUUUCAUGGGUAAAUAUGUUUGUGGAUGUGUGACACUUCUCAAGGUCCAAUUAAAAGAUGGAACAUAUCAUGAGGACAUGGGAUAUUGUUACAUAGAAGGAGCUAUGAAAGGUUUAACAAUACAUUGUGCAAGAAUUGGUUCUCUUACAGAUGCCUUUAAAAGGGUAUUGUCAUGUUUUGGUAAAGAGAUAAAUACUGAGAUACAAAAUCUAUCAAAAAAGUCAUCAAAUUCACAUAUGGUUGCUGAUAGUUUAUUUAACGAAACAGAAAAUAAAACUUCAGAAAGUAAAAUGCCAGAACCAUGUGCUCAAUCGACUCCGUUUAUAAGUAAUAAAAAUAAUAAAGAAAAACAGAAAACAGAGGAUGUAUUAAAAUCAAAAUGCCCAAAUGUUGCGAAGGAGCAAGUGUCUGUAGAACAAGCAGUAGCAAGUUUUAUUGCACAACAGGAGCAGUAUAUCAAAACUUCAAGUGAGAUGAAAAGUCAUAUACAGCCCAGUGUUCUGGGUAAUCAGAAAGAGCAAAAUAAUAUUGAAAUAGGAGAUUCAAAACCAGCAUCCGAAGAAGAACUUUUACGAAUGGAACGGAAACGAAAACAGAUGGAGAAACAAGCGGAGUAUAAGAGAUUAAUGAAGGAAAGAGAACAACAGAAGACUAAUCAAAAUAAAAAAAGCAAUACAAGAUACUAGUCAAUCAAGUUAAAAACUUUAUAUGAAUGAGUCGUAUAAUCACAGUUGUAUACACAGGUGUGGAAACUCCUGUGUUAAAGGUAGUUCCUGAUUUGAGGACAGAAGAUUUCUUGUAUUGUUUACCACACACAUGAUACUGAGUAGUCAAAACAAUUUCAACAAGGUAAUACAUAGUGGAAGUAAACAAAUUAAAUUUUUUAUAAUUUGAAUGAUACUUUGUAAAUAGGUAUACAUUAUUUCUUCAUAGACAAUUCUAUUUAUGAUUAAAUUUCGCUUUAGGGGACACAACAUUAUGGCCUUGUGUCUCCUAUUGUUUUAACUACUCUGCAGCAACGCCGCUGUUGGUGGAUUGGAGAAACAUCAGUCGUCGCAUAAUUGUGUCAUCCCCCAUUACGGGAGUUUCAGGACUUGUGUACACGACCGCGGUUAUAGAUUAUGGACUAACAACUGCCAUAUUGUAAACAUGCCCAUUUAAUUCCCAUUUUCCAUCGAGUGUAAUUUGAAUUUGUGCAAGAACACGUGUGUUAUAUGUGAUAUGUUUUACAUAAUAAAUAUUCAUUCAGUAUUUCUAUAA